GGAAUCCCUAAAAAUUGGAUUUGGUGGACGUUGAAAUUUUUUGGAACAAAAAUAAAAAUUCGAAUUUAUUUUUUCUAAAAGUUGAUGCAUUACAUUUGGAUUUUUUGAUUGUCCUUGAGUUUAGUGUCCAUACAUUUUACAUAGUCACAUACGCAUACCUAGUCCACAUAUGUGCAUAUGCAUGAAGUAUGUGGAGAUAUGCGAUAAAACCAUCGUUAUCUUCUACAGUUGGGUUGAUAUUAAAUAAUUUAUUUGCUGUCACUAAAAUUAAGACUUGUGUGAAACAUUUGCAACUACUUAAAUCACUAAAUAUACGCGUUAAGUUAGAUUCCAAAAUAAAUAAAUAUUGGUUCAACAUGUUGAACAAAUAUGUCCGAGUAUUGCCAAAGUUGGGUGAAUUUUCUCAGCUAUCCAAGUACACAGUAGGUGGUCAGAGACUUGUUAAAAGCAUCUCAACUUGUCCUGUCUUGCAAGAACGCUCCAAUUACUCACCGAGCUAUUAUUACAAGAUGAACUCGAAGCAUUUAUCCAAAGAUUCACUACAGCCCCCAACAACAGAAAAGAUUCGCAUCUACAGUAUGCGAUUUUGUCCUUUUGCUCAGAGAGCACUCCUUGUCUUGAUUGCAAAGGGAAUUCCGCAUGAUGUGGUAAACUGUAACUUGAAAGAGAAACCAACGUGGUUGAAGGAACUGAAUCCCUUGGAGAAAGUUCCAAUUGUGGAACUUCCGGGUGGCAAAGUAAUUUACGAAAGUUUGAUUGUCGCCGACUACUUUGAUGAAAUGUUUGAGGCUCGGCGACUGAGGGCAGUGGAUCAUGUCCAGAAAGCAAUUGAUAGAAUUUGGAUUGAUAGAUUUGGGAAGGCAAUAGCAAACUUUUACAAAGUUUUGUUUGCCAUUCCAAAAGAUGACCAAGAAACUAUUCAGAAAUAUUUACCACGAUUUGCAACCGGCUUGAAAGACUUGGACAAGGAAUUAAGCGAGCGAAAAACUAAAUUUUUUGGAGGUGAUGAUCUACCUGGAAUGUUAGAUUAUAUGAUUUGGCCAUGGAUAGAACGAUAUCCUGUUUUUAAAGCAGUCAUUCCUGCACAAUAUUCUGACGACGUACAAAAACUGACGAACGAUGUUUCCACUAUUAAUCGAUGGACGGCAGACAUGAUGCAAGAUUUUGCUGUAAAAGAAUUCAUUUUACCCAUUGAAGUGCACAAAGAAUUUAUUCAGAGUUUAUUGUCUGGAUCCCCAAAUUAUAAUAUUUUAGAUGCGAAAUUGUGAUUUGAAUACUGAUUAAACACUUUUAAAAUUUUGUAUGCUGAAA
Messenger RNA from Folsomia candida, 1311 nucleotides. Its product is annotated as pyrimidodiazepine synthase. The record is from RefSeq and is a predicted model, not a curated record. Gene Ontology annotation, cellular component: cytoplasm. Gene Ontology annotation, biological process: glutathione metabolic process. NCBI's taxonomy places the organism in Eukaryota, Metazoa, Arthropoda, Collembola, Entomobryomorpha, Isotomidae. Gene Ontology annotation, molecular function: glutathione dehydrogenase (ascorbate) activity; glutathione transferase activity. The coding region runs from base 189 to 1268 and encodes 359 amino acids. The transcript has 7 exons.